Molecule: messenger RNA, 1585 nt
Organism: Pyrgilauda ruficollis (rufous-necked snowfinch)
Lineage: Eukaryota; Metazoa; Chordata; Aves; Passeriformes; Passeridae
Product: indoleamine 2,3-dioxygenase 2-like
Exons: 10
Coding region: 1-1227 (408 amino acids)
Biological process (GO): 'de novo' NAD+ biosynthetic process from L-tryptophan
Cellular component (GO): cytoplasm
Molecular function (GO): indoleamine 2,3-dioxygenase activity; L-tryptophan 2,3-dioxygenase activity; metal ion binding
Source: RefSeq, a predicted model, not a curated record
AUGGAGGCCAGCAGCGACACGGAGGAGCCCCCGCUGCCUCUGGCACUGCCCAGGUUUCAAAUCUCCGAGGAGUUUGGCUUCCUGCUUCCCGAUCCUCUGACAGAGCUGCCGGCGCCCUACGGCCCCUGGAUGGACAUUGCCCAUGAGCUGCCCCAGCUGAUCACGAGCCAUCAGCUCCGCUCACAUGUGCACCAGAUGCCGCAGCUGAACACCCAGCACCUCCGAGGACGUGAGGAGCUGCACUUGGCACACCUGGUGCUCAGCUUCAUCACCAUGGGCUACGUCUGGCAGGAGGGCGAGGAGGGCACUGUGCAGGUCCUGCCCCGAAACCUCGCCGUCCCCUACUGGGAGGUCUCACAGGCCCUGGGCCUCCCGCCCAUCCUCAGCCACGCAGACUUUGUGUUGGCCAACUGGAGGAGGAAGGACCCCAACGGGCCUCUGGAAAUUGAGAACCUGGACACGAUCAUCACACUGCCUGGGGGAGAGAGCCUGCGUGGCUUCAUCCUUGUCACCCUGCUUGUGGAGAAGGCAGCUGUGCCUGGCAUUAAGGCAAUCAGCCGGGCCCUUGGUGCCACCCUGCAGGGUGAUGAGGAGUCCCUGCACAGAGCCCUGGAGGAGCUGGCAGGGGCCAUCGAGGCCAUGAGGGAGGCGCUGGGGCGGAUGCACGACUAUGUGGAUCCAGAAGUAUUCUACUCUGUGAUCAGGAUCUUUCUCUCUGGCUGGAAGGACAACCCUGCCAUGGCGCAGGGGCUCAUCUACGAGGGGGUGUCCCCGCAGCCCAUGGCGUUCUCGGGGGGCAGCGCGGCGCAGAGCACCGUCCUGCACGCCUUCGACGAGCUCCUGGGCAUCUGCCACCGCCAGGACAGCGCCGCCUUCCUGCGCAGGAUGAGGGAGUACAUGCCCCCGCCGCACCGAGCCUUCGUGGAGGAGAUCCGCGGCUCCGCGUCCCCGCGGCAGCUCGUGCUGCGCUCGGGGAACGCGGAGCUCCGCGCCGCCUUCAACCGCUGCGUGUCCGCGCUGGCAGCCUUCAGGUCCUACCACAUCACCAUCGUCACCAAGUACAUCGCUGCUGCGGCCGCCAAAGCCAAGGCCAGGCGGGCAGAGCCGAGCCCCGCUGCGGGAAAACCCCCGUCUGCCCUAGAGGCGAAAGGAACCGGCGGGUCGCACAUCUUCAGCUUCCUGAAGAGCAUCAGGGACACCACCAGGGAGGCGAUGAUAAGCGCCUGACCUUCCCCGAGGGUUGCCCAAAGUGGGCGCAGGAGGCCGAGGGGCUUCGGUGUCUGUGUGCAAAGCACAAGCCAAGAUGCAAAACCUCCCGUCAGCAGCAGCCUUCCCCCCUGUGCGCGUCUGGGACACGAGGGACACGCUCGGGUCUCGUGGGAGAGAGCAGAGCUGCUGCUGCUGCCGCCCACAGCAGGCUCACAGCGAGCUCGGCAUCCUCCCCUGGCACCGGCACGGGCACAGGGUGCCUGCCAGCACAUCAUCCCCAGGGAUGAGCUGCGUCCCUCCAAGCCCCGCUUGUUCCCCGCUCCACCCCGGCGUGGGGGCCGCAGCUCGGAUGGACACGGGUGGGUCACACGGAGGA